Messenger RNA from Penicillium macrosclerotiorum, 900 nucleotides. Its product is annotated as inositol-pentakisphosphate 2-kinase. Gene Ontology annotation, cellular component: nucleus. Gene Ontology annotation, molecular function: inositol-1,3,4,5,6-pentakisphosphate 2-kinase activity; ATP binding. NCBI's taxonomy places the organism in Eukaryota, Fungi, Ascomycota, Eurotiomycetes, Eurotiales, Aspergillaceae. Gene Ontology annotation, biological process: inositol phosphate biosynthetic process. The coding region runs from base 1 to 900 and encodes 299 amino acids. The record is from RefSeq and is a predicted model, not a curated record. The transcript has 2 exons.
AUGGGGCCCUUGGUGGCCUCUGACCCUGGCACCGUGCCUCCUCAAUUCACUGGAAAAUUGCUUCGUCUGCGGAAGGAGACCGCGGCCGAUGUUUCAUACACGGAGAUCGUCCAGAAUUUCAACACCAUCGUGCGACCGCUCUUCAGGCCCGAGGAGCUCAUUGAUCAAAGCCUGACUCGGCUGCCCGAGGGCCUUAUUCAACGCUGCAAUGAACAGCUCCUUGCGGCCGAGGUGGAUGGGACGCGACCCAAAAAACGGCAUGGGGGGUAUUUGUGUCCGGCCGAGCCCUUCGGACUUCUCAUCACGGACAUGACCACCUUUAAUGAGCCGGGGGCAACACUCGCUGAGUUGAAACCGAAGUGGUUGACGCAGUCCCCGUCGGCACCUUCGACUUCACGCCGAUGCCGCACCUGCGCCCUGCGAGAGAUGAAAAAUCAUGACGCGUGGAGUCUAGGACACAAGGAGCAGAGAUCUUUCUGCCCCUUGGAUCUCGUGUCCGAAAGUUAUGAAAAGGUGCUCCGUGCAACAACCUUCAUCAAAGGGUGCACCGACCGACCUCGCCUGGCGCGUAUCUUGUUCCGAAAUCCUACCCUCCAGAAGCUCGAAUCUCUGCAAAAGUCCAGGCGUGAGGUCGGCUUGCUGGGGCCCCCAGCACAGUCUCGUGAGAAAUCCCUCGACAUGACUCUUCGGGAUUGCACCAUGUUUAUCAAGAUUCCCCAAGACGAAAAGUUGCCUGUCGAGAUCCGCCUCGGUGACCUGGAUCUGAAAACUGGCGCCGGGGGCAAAGCCAAGUAUUGGAGAGGCCUCGAAAUCCAAUUGAUUGACGGCGGCUGGUACCACGGAUCCAACGACAGUCAAGAUCCCAGUGAAUGCACUCUGCAGCAUUUCGCCCAGUCAUAA